Molecule: messenger RNA, 1336 nt
Organism: Mugil cephalus (flathead mullet)
Lineage: Eukaryota; Metazoa; Chordata; Actinopteri; Mugiliformes; Mugilidae
Product: V-set domain-containing T-cell activation inhibitor 1-like
Exons: 5
Coding region: 210-998 (262 amino acids)
Source: RefSeq, a predicted model, not a curated record
UAGGCGAGACUGUAGGAGGACCGCAGGAGUGUGUGUCUGGAAAUGAUCUGUGAAGGAAAAGUGGAUAUCUGGAGUAACAAUGUAAUCCGACCUGUGACUACAGGAUAGAAUCGUUUCUUCUUCUUUUUCUUCUUCUUGGGACGUUUUGUCUGGAGCCAUGAAUACCCUCGGGAAAAUUCUCUUCUACAGGUGUGGCUGUAAACGUUGACAUGAUUGGCCUCAUCCUCGUAUUUUUAGCCAUCAUCAUCCUCUUCUUUGCCUUGGCCUUCUCAGGCUCCUCAUCCGACGUGCUGAGCAGCAACACAAAACCCGUUGGCAACCUCGGUGUGGAUGAGCUUCUCAGCUGCUAUCUGAACCCGGACAACUUCCAAGAGGCUCUCAGUCAAGUAACAGUCACCUGGGAGAAGAAGGACCUGAAUGGGCUGGUUUACCUGUACGAGUCGGGAGCCCCGAAUCUUAAAGACCAGGCUGCAGAGUUCAAAGGAAGAACUCAGCUCUUCUCAGAAGCUGUCACCACAGGAAAUGGUUCUUUGCUGCUGAGGAGUGUGAGGAGAAGUGAUGAGGGGGAGUACACCUGCACCAUCAGCUCCUCCAGUGUCGGAGGGAAGGUCACCAUUCACCUCAGAACAGCAGCCUUUUCAGCUGCUACGUUUACAAUGUCAAACAGCACCCUGGUUGCUGAAGCAAGCAGGUGGUUUCCAAAACCAAAUGUUACCUGGACGAACCAAACUGGGAACGAACUGAAUGGAAGCACACUUUUCACAGAAGGCAGCGAUGGGAUAUUCAGCGUGGUCAGCACACUUCAAGCAGUCAACGUCGGAGACGCCUACAACUGCAGGAUUGAGAAUAAUUUGGUCACGGCUGAUGCUGAGGCAAUUGUGACAGGUGGUGGUGUUUUGGGGAGAACAUUCUUCACCUUCAGUGUUGCUUCUUCCUUACUUGCAUCAGUUUAUCUGAACAUUGUGACCUGUGUGGUCUGCAUCUAUUGUAUGACCUGAUUACACACUAAAGUACACAAAUUAAAUAAAACAAAAUACUGUUAAAUAUCCCUCCAUAAAUCCCCUCUGGGAUUUUUUUUUCUUUUACAGUUUGUUUGUAGGUGCAUGACCAGAUGUAUCAGGAAAAAUUAUAUAUAUUGCUGUCUGUAGCAAAAUAAAAAUAUAAUUCUGCCUAUUUAUGAUGACAAAUGGUUACAUUUAAGGUUAGGGAAGCAAUGUACUUUUAAAAAGUAUUUUUGUAUCUAUUUAUUCUAUUUUAAAUUAACUCUCCGCAUCACUGAAAAUUGUUGAUGACUGAAUGAAAGCGAUACAUAUUUAAAAUAAAAAAUAUGAAGAGA